UGCCCGGUAAGUUACUACUCAGACCAAUUUCCUGCUUUCUGCUCUGGGCCAGAGCAGCCAGUGUGGAAGCAGGUGGAGAGGCUGAGGGAUCAGAGUUCUCCCUCCCAGGCCCUGGCAGGGUGGAGUGUUGGGAUGGAAGGUCCGGGCAGCAGCCUCAGCACCAGGAUGUCCACAGAAGACCAGAACCUGGAAGACAGGUUUCCUCUUGAGUCUGUAUUCCAGCACUUCAAAAAAUAUAAAGUGGAGAUUUCAAAAGCAAUAAAAAAGCCAUUUCCUUUCCUUGAGGGCCUCCGUGAUCGUGGACUCAUCAACGAUAAAAUGUAUGAAGAUCUUCAAGAUUCUUGUAGAAACCUGAUCCCCAUACAUAAAGUGGUAUACAGAGUCCUGGAUCAACUGGAGAAGACAUUUGACCUGAUGGUUCUGGAAGCUUUGUUCAGUGAGGUCAACAUGGAGGAAUACCCUGAUCUGGAACAUAUUAACAGAAGCUUUGAAAAUGUGAUCCAAAACAAACUGUGUUACCAAAGAGGCAAUGCAGAACAGAGAGGGGAGGAUCCGAACUCCCAGCUAAGUCUUGAACAAGGACCUGGUGAAAACUGUUCUCAAAGAAGCCUGACGUGGUCACCUUUAGAUCCCUGCUGUUCUGAUGGUAUAAGCUUGCUUGAAAAUGGAGUCUCAGAGCACCUCUGCGAAACAGCACAGAUGAACAGAGAGAAAGGAGACACAGGCAGUGAUAAAAAUGACGCACCAGAAACACAACCAGCGAGCGGAUCACAUGCUCCAGAGCCCGAGCUCGCACAUUCCUGUGAGCUAAUAGAAGCCCAAGGGCACAGUGGAGGUGCAAGCCUGGAGGCCCCCAGCCGGCUGACCCGGAAAGAAGAAAGAGUAGAACCACUCACCAAUGGAAUUCAAAUUAAUCCCUGUUCUGUGCAACUAGUAGAUAUAAAGAAGGAAAAGUUAUCAUUUUGCUCAGAAGAGCAACAAAACCAAGCAAGCGUUUACCAUAACCAGGCAUCUGACUUCAUAGUCAUCUCGAGCGAGGAUUCUGAUGAUGGAGAAGAAGCCUGCACCUCAGCACCCAGCUGGUCAAAGCCUGUGGAUUCCAGGAAAUCACCCACAUUGACAAAAAUGCUCGUAAAAAGAGAUUCUUCGGAUACUGGAAGCACAUCCUCUAGGAGGCCAUGCAAAAGGAUAAGACAUACCACAGAUGUUGGAAACAAUUCUACUGUGAGAAAAGACAGUGGGAAAAGAAGAAGAAAGAGAAGCUUUCUUGGGAACUACUUCAUUCAGAACAUCAAAACCCCAAUGCAAAGAGGCUGGUCAAAAGGGAGAAGAGUCAAGUCUAGAACUUCAGAAAGAGGUAGAAAAAGAGGCCCAAGAAUUGCCAGAGGAAAUAAUGUGAAUUUUGACCUUCCUGAACUCCCUGUGACCUGUGGUGAUGUGAAGGGGACUCUGUAUAAGGAGAAACUUAAGCAAGGCAUCUGGAAAAGGAGUAUACGGAGUGAGAAUGGACGGUGGUUCACCCCAAGGCAGUUUGAAAUUAAAGGAAAACACAAAAAAUCCAAGAACUGGAAGCUAAGCAUACGCUGUGAUGGAUGGACCCUCAAAGAACUGAUAGAGAAAGAACAUUUGUCAAAUCCACCAAGAGCAAAGAAGAAUGUUACCCUACGAACUUCUGCCAAGCUGUCUAAGGGCACUGUUGACAAACUGCUGGAAAACUCAAAAAAGUGUAAAGUGUGUCGCCAAGGAGGGAAGUUGCACACCUGUAGUUGUGGAAAAUCCUAUCAUAAGAAUUGCCACAUCCCGCCCGUGGAAACUGUGAGAAACUCAUGGCGUUGUACCUUCUGCAAGACAAAGGCUAUUCGGUUAAGGUGCCAAGAAAGUCAACCACGUCAUGAAGAAUCUAAGAUCCUGGCGAAGAGGAUGCUGCCUAUGGAACAGCUGAAAUGUGAGCUGCUUCUCUUGAUUAUCUAUUGUCAUCCAGAAAGUAGCUUUUUUGCCAAAAAACCACAUCAAAAGAAAGAAGACUUUCCAGACAUCCAGGAGUACAUGUGGUUAAACAAAAUCAAGAACAGGCUGAAUAAGAAAGUAUACCGCAAGGUGCAUAGGUUUGUGUGGGACAUGCGCCUCAUCUUUCAGAACCACAGCAUAUUUUACAAAGACACCAAGUUUGUCAAUCUGGGAGUUACAGUAGGUGCCCAAUUUGAGAUGAAGUUCAAAAGCAUUUUUUCAAUCCAGGAUACAAGCAAAACCAUUCAACAGUUCAAGCCCAUCAUUUUGUUGACAUAACUCGUUCCUGUGCUUUCCACUAUCCAUCCCUCCAGCAGCCAGUGAUGCUCAGCCAACCCACCCUUCACUCUGCCCUUCAGUGUAGACAACCUGCUGUACUUCUUUUUCAAGCAUUUUAUAUUGUCCUUCCUGUUCAAUUAUUUUUCUGAAUAAAACUAAAA
This is a messenger RNA of Nannospalax galili (Upper Galilee mountains blind mole rat), 2447 nucleotides long. Its product is annotated as nuclear body protein SP140-like protein. Lineage: Eukaryota; Metazoa; Chordata; Mammalia; Rodentia; Spalacidae. Gene Ontology annotation, cellular component: nucleus. Gene Ontology annotation, biological process: regulation of transcription by RNA polymerase II. The coding region runs from base 133 to 2286 and encodes 717 amino acids. The transcript has 22 exons. The record is from RefSeq and is a predicted model, not a curated record. Gene Ontology annotation, molecular function: protein binding; DNA-binding transcription factor activity, RNA polymerase II-specific; DNA binding.